AUGUCGACAACUAAAGAAACCGAAGAAAACAAUCAAGCCCAGGAAGUUGACGAUACCGAUUUAAAGAACGCUUGUGAUGAUGGUAUUCAAAAGUUUAGUCAAAUACAUACACAUGCAGAUAUAAAAUUAAUACUUGGAUAUUUAUCUUGUGGGUUUGCCAUGUUUGGUGGAUAUUAUGGACAUAUUACUCCUUUUAAUGAUUCUAAAAUGGUCGUAAUACAGUGUGUUAUAGUUUACCUUAUUUUAAAUUUAAUAUCAUUCAUUUAUACCUUUUUUAUUGAAAAAGAUAUAAUAUUUGAUGGGAAAAAACAAGAUGAUAGUAUAAAUUAUAAAAUCACGAUUCAUACCAAUAGUAAACGAUAUUCGGAUAUUUAUAAUAUCACAUUUGAAUUCGUUGGGAAAGAAACAACUGGUAAUAAAGUUAGUAUUAGAAAUUCGAAUUUUUCGAUUUCAAAAUCUUUUGGUUAUUGGUUUGAUGUUAAUGGAGUUAUGGAUCAAGAAAGAUUUGAGGGAACUUUAAAAGAAGGAUUGGAAGCUGCUAUAACUGGAAAAAAAACCGCAUAA
Diversispora eburnea is the source of this 564-nucleotide messenger RNA. NCBI's taxonomy places the organism in Eukaryota, Fungi, Glomeromycota, Glomeromycetes, Diversisporales, Diversisporaceae. The record is from the annotation of a GenBank genome assembly.